AUGUCACUCGGACAAUUAUCAUUAUCAGUAGUUUCUGACCAAACGACUACUUCUCCAACAACUUCGCAAUUUUGUAGAGCUUUAAAUAAUCAAAAGGGAAUAGCAUUAAAUCAAAUUUCUCCGAAUAAAUGGAUAACAAAUAAUGAAAUACGAUACUCUUAUGGAUGGUUAGGAGGCAAAUGUCAAUCAAAAUCGAAUUUCCUAUUAAUUCAAGGAGAAAUGUUCCUGUAUGACGGAAGAGAGUUAGUCUCUGAUCUUAAUGUUGAGAAUUGUGCAAAUUCGCAAAGGAAAAUGCGUAACAGGCUCUGA
Molecule: messenger RNA, 309 nt
Organism: Dracunculus medinensis (Guinea worm)
Lineage: Eukaryota; Metazoa; Nematoda; Chromadorea; Rhabditida; Dracunculidae
Source: the annotation of a GenBank genome assembly